This is a messenger RNA of Aaosphaeria arxii CBS 175.79, 624 nucleotides long. RefSeq lists its product as uncharacterized. The coding region runs from base 128 to 526 and encodes 132 amino acids. Lineage: Eukaryota; Fungi; Ascomycota; Dothideomycetes; Pleosporales. The record is from RefSeq and is a predicted model, not a curated record. The transcript has a single exon.
GUCAACUCUAUUCAUGCAGUAGAUUUUCCUUCGAAAUUUGAUCAUGCGAGUUCUUAUUUCUUUCUCCAUAGUGAAAUAUCCAGGGUAAGAAGCACGUACAUACACAAUCAGUACACCAUGCCAUGCCAUGACAUGCCGUGCCAUAGUACAGAAGCGGCUAAGCUUCAAGGAUCUCUAUGACAUUCAAGCAUCACCAACGUUUGAAGAGCCACUCCGGGAGACAUAUUUAGUGCGUGUUGAUUGCAUUAUACCUAGAUGGAUAGUAAGAGCAGGUUGCCUUGAAAGGAUGACUCUCAUGCUCUUGCUUUUCGCUGCAGCCUCGGUCGGGCUCACGAUCUCCCGCAGCGACAUAUUCCAUGUGAUGAGACGUACACCGUAUUUCUCAUCCUUCAGAGUAUCUGAGAUUGUGUCCGCCCUGCAUUCCUCUCCAAUCAUUUUAAAGGCGUUCAUGCGGAGAGAUGACCCGAUGUGUUGCCAAGUUUCCGAACCGCUCUCUCAGCAUGUAAUCAAGUCGCCCCAUAAAUGAUCGUGCACCCAAAUCCUCGCUCACAACGCGAAACCGGACGUCGAACCCAUCGAGGAAGGUAUUGCCAGUGAGAUACCGACAAAAAGGUACCGCUGUGA